This is a messenger RNA of Clonostachys byssicola, 870 nucleotides long. Lineage: Eukaryota; Fungi; Ascomycota; Sordariomycetes; Hypocreales; Bionectriaceae. The record is from the annotation of a GenBank genome assembly.
AUGCCCGCCGGGGGCACUCUGCAGACUUUUAGCAAUGCUCACGAUCCGCGGUUCUAUAUGCAUGUUUGCGAUAAAACCAGGGAUCUACCACCAGCGGCCACCAUCGUCGAGUACAUUCCCUUGGGCGAAUAUCUCUUCCGUUACGAUAGAGCCGGCUUUUGGGUUGGCCGACAAGGCUACACCUAUUUCAAAGUCAUCCCAUUCAUCAAGUUCUUCCGUUGGCUGCUUGACGAUUACUCUCACACCCAAACACUCUACCAUGCCCUCCAUGCAAGUGGGGUUUCGCCACAGUUCGUAGUUCAAGAUCUAGCUUUACCGUACGAGACAGCUGAAGACUUCAUGAAAUGGGUUGACCAAGAACUGGGCAUUUGGCCCCUCUGGCUAUGUCCUCUUCGAAAAUGCGCACUGCCAUCUUUUCACCCCGUCACCAGGCCACAAACUACAAACCGGUUAACGGGCGGAGAUAGAAUAGACUUUGGGAGAACCGACAUGUCACAGCCGAUGCUGAAUAUUGGAGUUUGGGGAUGGGGACCGUGGGAUUACGAAACCUUUCUGGAGAGCACUUUAAAGGCUCUGGGCGGCCGCAAGUGGCUCUAUGCUCACACAUACUACACCGAAGAUGAGUUCUGGGCCGAAUAUGAUCGACCGUGGUAUCGGGCCCUAAGAGAAAAGUACUUUGCUACGACUCUGCCAACUAUAUAUGACAAGGUGAAGGUCGAGCCCCAAACUGAAGGGGAAAAUCACAACCAGUGGAGCAAGUCUUGGCUGAGCACAUGGCCUAUUGGAGGGCUGUAUGGUAUGAUUCUAGCUACUCUCUCUGGGGAUAUUAGCUUUCAUCGUCGGGCGACGUGGAGACAUAAGGAGAAGUAG